AUGGAGCUCGACUCUACAAUGAGUUAUUUCGGGGACAAGCUCCAGGUCAGCUUGGAGAAUGCCGGGCUCUUUGUCGUCAUGGAGCUGGUGCAGGCCCCCAGCGUCGGAGAGAUCGAUCGCGCGGGCUUCGUCAAGGGAUGGACGGCUGUACGAUGUGACACAAUCUCAUCACAAGCCGACCUCCUGAAACACCGUAUCUCCCAACUAUCGACCGAUAUGGCUCUCUUCAAGAAGGUGUACAGGCACGCCUUCGUGGCGGGGCGUGAGAGAGAUCAAAAGGCCCUGAGCCUCGAGAAUGCCCUGGUAUACUGGGGUAUGCUGUUCACCGAGCCUGGGUGGCGGUGGGAGAGCCAGAACCAUAACUGGCUGGACUACUGGAAGGAUUAUCUCUCGGAGAAGUGGACCCGUACCGUUAGUAGGGAUAUGUGGAACAUGGUUCUCGAGUUCGCCUUUAAGAGUGUCGAGGAUGAGACACUCUCGUUCUGGAGUGAGGAUGGGGCUUGGCCCAGCGUCAUUGACGACUUUGUCGACUGGUGCAAGAAGAAGGGCAUCACCAAGACUGACUCGAUGGAGAUUGAUGCGAGCAGCUGA
Geosmithia morbida is the source of this 591-nucleotide messenger RNA. RefSeq names its product DCN1-like protein 1/2. Gene Ontology annotation, cellular component: ubiquitin ligase complex. The transcript has 2 exons. Bases 1 to 591 code for a protein of 196 amino acids. The record is from RefSeq and is a predicted model, not a curated record. Lineage: Eukaryota; Fungi; Ascomycota; Sordariomycetes; Hypocreales; Bionectriaceae. Gene Ontology annotation, biological process: positive regulation of ubiquitin-protein transferase activity; protein neddylation. Gene Ontology annotation, molecular function: ubiquitin conjugating enzyme binding; ubiquitin-like protein binding; cullin family protein binding.